This is a messenger RNA of Clunio marinus, 213 nucleotides long. The record is from the annotation of a GenBank genome assembly. Lineage: Eukaryota; Metazoa; Arthropoda; Insecta; Diptera; Chironomidae.
AUGAACCACAUAGAACGUUGUGAAGAAUAUCGAGUACAUCCUGUUUACGUCUUCGUCAUCCGGUCACUUGGGGUCUUGAGGUUCACCGUCAUAUGCAACUUUAAUAAUGAUUUGAUAUUAAAUCGAUUAACUUCAACAGUGAACACAUUUUUUGGUUGGUCUCAAAUUAAUCAAAAGAAUCAUAAAGAUAAUGUAAAUUAUUUCUUCGUUUAA